UUCCUUCAUCGAGUUUGUUCUUUGAGAGUCACAGCUGGAAAGUUGCUUCCCCUUUGGUCAACGUGGGCAGCAUCAGCUCGGAAAGCAUGGCGGAUUACUUAAUCAGCGGUGGUACGGGAUACGUCCCCGAAGAUGGACUCUCAGCUCAGCAGCUUUUCUCAAUUGGAGAUGGCCUUACGUACAACAGAUCUGACCAACAGUGCGUUGUCUCCGACGGUCAUACGGCUGAAGAGCUAUGCUCUAAAGGAGAUGGGUUGACUUACAAUGACUUCCUGAUAUUACCUGGCUUCAUCGACUUUACCUCAGACGAAGUGGACCUGACGUCAGCGCUGACCAGGAAGAUCACACUGAAGACCCUCAUCUCCUCCCCCAUGGACACGGUCACAGAGUCGGCGAUGGCUAUUGCGAUGGCGCUAAUGGGAGGCAUUGGCAUCAUUCACCACAACUGCACACCAGAAUUCCAAGCCAAUGAGGUCCGGAAGGUUAAGAGGUUUGAGCAGGGUUUUAUCACAGACCCGGUUGUGAUGAGUCCGCGCCACACCGUUGGGGAUGUGUUUGAGGCCAAAGUAAGACAUGGCUUCUCUGGUAUUCCGGUCACAGAGACGGGCAAGAUGGGCAGCAAACUGGUGGGCAUCGUCACCUCCCGAGACAUUGACUUCCUUUCUGAGAAAGACCACGGCAAACCUCUGGAGGAGGCCAUGACGAAGAGGGAGGAGUUGGUAGUGGCUCCAGCCGGUGUUACCCUAAAAGAAGCCAAUGAUAUUCUGCAGCGCAGUAAAAAAGGCAAGCUUCCUAUUGUAAAUAAUAACGACGAGCUGGUGGCCAUUAUCGCCAGGACGGAUCUGAAGAAGAACAGGGACUACCCGCUGGCCUCCAAAGACUCACGCAAACAGCUGCUGUGUGGCGCCGCCAUCGGCACAAGGGAGGACGACAAAUACAGACUGGACCUGUUAGUGCAGGCUGGAGUGGAUGUUGUUGUACUGGACUCUUCACAAGGCAACUCGGUGUAUCAAAUCAACAUGAUAAGUUAUAUUAAACAGAAGUAUCAGGAAUUGCAAGUGGUGGGAGGAAAUGUGGUCACAGCAGCCCAGACCAAGAAUCUGAUCGAUGCUGGUGUCGAUGCUCUGAGAGUCGGCAUGGGCUGCGGCUCCAUCUGCAUCACACAGGAAGUCAUGGCAUGUGGAAGGCCCCAGGGGACCUCGGUGUACAAGGUAGCCGAGUACGCCCGGCGCUUCGGUGUGCCAGUCAUCGCUGACGGCGGCAUUCAGACUGUGGGCCAUGUGGUGAAGGCUCUGUCUCUUGGAGCAUCGACUGUUAUGAUGGGCUCGUUGCUAGCGGCAACCACCGAAGCUCCAGGGGAGUACUUCUUUUCAGACGGUGUGCGGCUGAAAAAGUACCGCGGCAUGGGCUCGCUGGACGCCAUGGAGAAGAGCACCAGCAGCCAGAAACGCUAUUUUAGUGAGGGCGACAAUGUGAAGGUAGCCCAGGGUGUAUCGGGCUCGGUCCAGGACAAGGGUUCCAUCCACAAGUUUGUACCUUACCUGAUAGCUGGUAUCCAGCACGGCUGCCAGGACAUCGGGGCAAAGAGUCUUUCUGUCCUCCGUUCCAUGAUGUACUCUGGAGAGUUGAAGUUUGAAAAGAGGACCAUGUCGGCACAGGUGGAGGGAGGUGUUCAUGGACUUCACUCUUACGAGAAGCGGCUUUACUGAGCGGGGGCGGGGGGGGAUGGAGCGCAGAUCAGUGCAAGUCUAACAGUGACCAAAUGUUAAAAAUCCUCUGCUAAAACACGCACCACCCACUACACCCUCUCCUCUGUCGUAUCCACCGUUACUCUCUCUCUGAUCCCGGCCGGCUGCUCUUGGGAGGAACGAGGCACAGAAGCGAAGUGAGAAUCUUCAAAACCCGAACACCCGACUCUCUCUGAACACCUGGGAUUUUUUUUUUGCACUCAAGAAGCGGCGGAUCAGGGUUUUUCGGAAUAUCACACCUGUACCUUGAGCAUGCAGCCGAUCCCAAUUUAGCGUGCGUGUUGAUAGUAGUGUGUGUGUGUGUGUGUGUGUGUGUGUGUGACUGGUGAAUCAAGGGAAACGUGUGACUGACUGAGUGAUAGUGUUUAAAAAUGUGUCUUUGGGAAAAAAUAAAGUGAAGGUGCGCUGUGUUUACUUGUUGAUAUCAUAGAGUCUAAAACGGCCACGGUGCAGAUCACAUCAGCAUCUUACUUUGGCCUUUUUUUGGGAUCCACGUUUUACCAGCACGCUCCCCAUCUGAAGCCUCUCACAAUCCAGCUCUUAAACACACCAGUACGUGCAGAAAACGAGACGAAACACUUGUCUGUCUAUGUGCAGUGUGUCGGUGUUUCAUGGCAAUCUCCCUAUUCCGUUCUCAUUUUUAAGCCAUUACAGGUCUAAGCUACUUACUGAACAGUAGCUGGUUAUACUUCAGCGCAUAUUGUUUACUUCCCUGUGUUGUGGAUCCCGAGGUACGAGAUAUUGGCUGUGACGUUUAUCCUGUAGACUUUGUAUCCGUCGGUGUCCCCUACAAUCAAUAGACCGAACCCAGACCCGCAGUCUUAACCUCUGUGGGCGUUCAUUUUCCCUUAAACGACACCGUGGCAAAUAAUCACUGUCCCAUUUCAGUGCAUAGUGUUCAUAUGUUGAGCAUGGAAGGGACCAAUAGCUGAAAAAAACUGAAAUGUAUUGCAUCAAUCAAGAGUAGUUCAAAAUGAAGAGGACUAUUUCUCCACCCAUAAUUUGGAUACUUUUAGAUAAAACAAACUUUAUAUAAAAACCUGUAUAGUCUUGGGGGGCUUUGAAUUGCGCAUGAAGUGUUUUGAUAUGCAUGUUUGUUUUUCCACUUAGCCAAACAUGGCUGUAUUUAUAUUCUGCGUUAUUGUGAUUGCAUACAUACUGCCAAGUGUCUGUAAGCUUCCUCUAGACACUUUUCUUUUGUAAUUUCGAAAACCAAAAUUGCGCACAAGAAGUCGCUUGUUACCGCGUGUCACUUCAUUCCUGAGUUCUCAACAGUGUGGCAUAGGUUCUCCGUGAUAAGUUUAUUUUCUUUCUGAUGAAUUUGUUUCUUUUUUUUUUACCAGAGAUUUGCCUUGAAAGGGGGAUGGAUAAAGGCUGCGUGACAGCUCAGUGAAAAAGCAUAAUGCUACACACCCUCUCGCCUCUUUUUCUUACUUUGAAACGGCAUCGCUUAUGUUUUUCUUAUCAUUCAGCUUAUGUAGGAGUAGGCUUAUCUAACAUUUUCAUACUGGAUGUCCUUUUGGCCAGAUGUCUUUUUUUUUUUUUUUUUUUUUUUUUUUUUAAUGAAAUGUCCCAGAUUGUAAGAGUUGAGUUGAUUCCUCUAACGUGCUAAUGUAUUUACCCUGCACAGGGUUCCCCUCGACUAACAAAAGCCUUGCAAUUGGACUAAAUUGCAACAUAAAUAUACAUGAAAAUGGAAAGAGAAUAUAUGGAGAAAUAUAUACCUAUAUCCAGCUCGAAAGGACUGCUGAUUGUUUUCAGUUUACCAUCUGAAGAGAUAAUACAGGUUUUUAUUUUAAAUGUCAAAUUUGUGAAGUACUGAGUUCUGUUAGUCCAACUAAAAAGCACAAAUAUAGUGAUAAGUGAGAUAUUUGGUUUAGGUUUUUUGUUGUUGUGCUGCACUUUUGUAUGAUUUCAUGACGUUGUUAAGCCGCUAUACUUGUCAGAACAUUGCAGAAGCUUCUGCAACCAAUAACCAAAACAUUAAGGAACGGCUUUUUAGAUGGACAGAAAAGACUCAGUAUUUAUUAAAACCAUUUGGGAAUUUUUGAGAAAUAUCACUUCAGCACAUGUUUACAGUAAAACACUCAACAGCGGUUUGUUGCUUUUGCUUAAUGUGGUUAAAAAAAGAAUAAAUAAAUCAA
Anoplopoma fimbria (sablefish) is the source of this 3892-nucleotide messenger RNA. It is a transcript of the gene impdh1b, whose product is annotated as IMP (inosine 5'-monophosphate) dehydrogenase 1b. The record is from RefSeq and is a predicted model, not a curated record. NCBI's taxonomy places the organism in Eukaryota, Metazoa, Chordata, Actinopteri, Perciformes, Anoplopomatidae. Gene Ontology annotation, molecular function: IMP dehydrogenase activity. Gene Ontology annotation, biological process: GTP biosynthetic process. Gene Ontology annotation, cellular component: cytoplasm.